This is a messenger RNA of Pseudo-nitzschia multistriata, 2216 nucleotides long. Lineage: Eukaryota; Bacillariophyta; Bacillariophyceae; Bacillariales; Bacillariaceae. The record is from the annotation of a GenBank genome assembly.
CGCCGUGACACCACGGUACGGUAGACCCAUCCGCCCAUCGCCGGAGCAUCAAAAACCAAACCUGACAAAGAACAAUAACAACGACACCAAUCCUGGAACCAUGGAAGAACUUCUGGUUCGCCCGGAAAACAACAGAGAGGUAUAUGACGCCUACGGCCACAAUAUGAACAAGAACGUAGGCAGUCGCAUCGAUGUUCAUCACAACAUCAGCCACAACCACUACCACCAAAACAGCGCCGGAAAGACAACACCGCGGUAUUGCUGCGAGCUAGAACCUGAGGGCGAAAGCGAUCCCGAACCGCCGCUGUCUCGAUUCGGGAGCACUGCUCUAUCCUAUCGAACCCUAAGAGCCGCCCUCGUGGUGGGAUGCCUCGUGUACGCAUCGGUGGAUGGCUACCAUCGAUACCGGCAACAGCACCAGAACCGACAGAAGCAUCCGCAGAACAGCAACGCGCCAGCAGGCAACGCGGCAUACGUUGGAAGCAACGUCCGGAAGCAGGGACGGGUGACCAUGGAGCUCACAGGGGAUUUCGAAACGAAAACCCUCAUACACAAGCCGGAAAUAGAGUUGGACCCGAGCACCAAGGGCAACCAUGGCGGCAGCGGCGACGAAAACGCAAAUGAGAAUCCAAACGUGGGCAUCCCCAUCGAAUCGUACAAGGCCACCUACCACUACACCAGCCCCAAAGCACCGCCCGCAGUGGUAGCAAGCUCCGAAAAUGAGCACAGUACCGAUGUGUUGCAGGGACAACGCCAAUACUUUCUGAAGGAGUCAGUCGCAUCGAAAUUGAACCACCGCGUACGUGCUUCUUCCUCGUCGUCGGCGUCAGACUCGCAACCAGAACCGCUCUUCGAUCCCCAGAUUGCCUGGCUUGCCUCCUUCCCAAACAGUGGGACAUCGUUUACCCUAACCAUGGUAGCACGGGCAACCAACACUACCUUUGCUACCAACUACGGCAUCGAGGCCAACUAUGGAUCAAAGGACGAACCUUCGAUGCCAAUUUACCCCCGCCACCCGGAGGGUCCCUUCAUGCCCAACUCAGAAACAUCCUUCCACCACCGCUCGCUCCCCUACGGAAAGUAUGUCAUCACCAAGACUCACUGCGGGGGAUACUGCUUCCAGUGCAAUCCCGCUGACUACGCCUACGGAUACAGAGAGGGUUCGAGGGACCAGGCGGGGGAGGAUCCUUCUGGUACAACUACUAGCAGGAGCUAUUCUUCCAUCCAUCCCGCUGUCUCAUUUUUGCAGGACUGUGCGUCGGGACACGCGGUCGACACCAAAGGCAACCUCGUGGACGUGGCCUACCCCCCCGAGCGCGUCUCUCGCGUGAUCCACCUCUACCGGAAUCCGCUUCACAACGUGAUUGCACGCUUUCACCUGGAGAGAAAGCACCACGGCGACGCCAACACGACGCAAGAUCAAGAGUGGCUGGAAAACCACCCAGACGACCGAGUCGGCCUCCAGCGGUUCUGCGCGAGCCAGAAUAAGCACCGGGAAGAAAGGGAAACCGCGUUUUUUGCCAGCGACUUUUUUGCGCAGAAGGACGGCAACGACGACGAACCCACUCUGUCCUAUGCACGCCGCAACGGUGACCACCUGGCGUCGACCAAGUCCGGGAUUCCCACCGCACAAUCGCAACCGCAACCAUCAAUGCAAGCCUCUUCUUGGAACGAUCUCGUGGCGAACGUUCCCUGCAAGGCAGAAUUCUUUCGCUACAUCCAGUGGCACAACCUUCUCCACGAGGCGCUCGACUACGUCCCCCACAAGCUCCCCGUUCUAACGGUCUACUACGAGGACUACGGCGGUGGGGAGGAAUCCUACCGUGCCACGACAGCCUCGGUCCUGGAAUUCCUCGAACUGGAGCCAAUCGCUGGCGACAAGCGAGGGAAUGUCAAGUGGACCGAAUUCCGGUCGCGGACCGAUUAUGACGGAUUCUUUUCGGACGACGAUCGGAGCACCAUCGCUUCCUUUUUGCGAACCCUCGCCAGCUUCCGCGUGUGGGGAGAAAUCGAGCACUACUUUGCCGAGUGAUGUGACGGUUCCUCACAUAUUCAUACCGAACCAACCGAUCGGCUUGUUGGCUUGCUUCGUGGAGCGAGGUAGCUGGUCCAAUGAGGAAUCCAACCAGCCAUGACUGUGAAGUGCAGCCGACUCAAAACCAACCUAGUAAAAUAUAGAACGCAAAACGUAACAUUAGUAAAGUAAAUUCCAUUCC